GAUUAUAUUCGAAAGGAAUUGUGGGAGUGUCAGCCAUCUUUACACUAACUCAAGACCUUGGAACUGAUUUUGCGUUUAAUGGGGUAAAACAAGUAAUAAAAGUAGUUGUUUCUUAACCGAUUGUCAUUGGUAUAACGUGUUGUGUUUUAAUUAUAAAUAGUAUUAGACUAUUUAGACGCCAAUGGACGUCAUUAAUGGAUUACGUCAUCUACGUCGUCUACCAAAUUGACCUUCUGCGUUUGAGUUUGAGCUACAUCAACAAAAUCGAGGAAACAUCAAAUGGACUUCUCGAAUGGCAACUUUAGAACGACUUUUUUAAGUCUCAGAUACAUAGGUGGAGGUGUCUCACAAAAUAGAAUAUUAAAUGGAAAAGUGUGCUUCAGCAUGAAAAUUAUUGGGAAUACUCUAUUUUAGAUCACAGUUCACAUGAAGGUGUUCUGUUCUGUCUACAUCUACAUAUAGAAAGCAUUUUCCAACAAUGAAAUCUGUGAUUAUCCAGUGCACAAUUUUCAUAAUUAUGUAAAAUCUAAUAUUUAAUAUAUAUUGUCUCCUGACUGUUAACAAGCAAGCUCUUUGUGGGCAUUUUGCAACCACAGAGCACAGCAUGCUGAAUAGAUUUAACAAAAGUUGACAUGGCAGCAUUUAGCCAGGAGGCCAUACCAAACUCCAUCCCUUCAAACCAGCCAUUUCAAGCAUUCUGCUUGCAAGAAGAUCCAAUAGGAAUAUUGGGAACAAAAAGCUCUGACAACAUGAGCCCAGCUGAAAGUACAUCUUCAGUUAAUGAAACAGUUUGCAGAAAAAAAGAUACAUUAGGUUUGAAAGCAAUGUCAUCUAUCAUUCAUGCAGGUGUUAAAGAUGACAAAGCUAUAAAUAAUUGCUGUUCAUCAGUGAAUUGUACAGAUGUUAGUCCUAAUAAUGAAUCUCAAGUGGAAAAUGUUUCAUUAAAUGCUAAAGAUGGGUGUAAUGCUGUAAGCAUUUGCCAACCAAAAAAAUCUGAAGAACCACUUCAUCAAUUAGGAAAUGUUCCAAAAGAUGGUGAUACAUCAUCUAUUACAGUUCCAUUUGGUUGGAGAAGAAUCAUAUCAGAUGGUAGAAUAAUAUAUAUCAGUGAAGUUAGAUGGGAGGACAAUGGUGAUUUUUUUAGCGAUGAAUUCAGGGUUAUUUAUUCUUGUGGAACUAAAGGAAAGAAUGGUGUAGCAUUUAUUUUAGGUGAGAAGGUAAAAAAUUCAGUUGAAAGAAUUGAAUGCAGAGGUGACAGAAUUUUAAUGAUUAAAAUAAAAAGCGAUCCCAUGGAUAUGAUGAUAUUUCAAGUAUACAUGCCUACUGGAGACUAUGACGAUGAAGAAGUAGAAGAAAUUUAUGACCAAAUUGAAGAUAUAAUAGAAAAUGAUAAAACUAAGAAAUGCCUAAUUGUUAUGGGAGACUGGAAUGCAUCUGUAGGAGGAGGAGAUGGAAAAAUUGUGGGCAAGUUUGGGCUAGGAAAUAGGAAUGAAAGAGACGAACGACUAGUUGAAUUUGCUACCAAGCAUCAAUUAAUAGUUGUCAAGAUAAUUCGGACAUAUCCAGGAGCAGAUGCAGAUUCUGAUCACAACUUAUUAACUGCAGAUAUUGUGAUGAAAUUUAAAAAAGUUUUGAGAGCCAAAAGAAUAAAAAGAUGGAAUUUGGAAAAGCUAAAUGGAAAUACUGGAUUAAAUUUUAAAGAAAACCUGGAAUAUAAAUUAAAAGAACUUCCAUAUGACUUUGACUGUGAGUUUGACCCAAACGAAAAGUGGAAAAGAAUCAAAGAUACAAUAAAGAAAUUGGCUGAAAUUUUUCUUGGAUAUGUAAAUGGUGUUAGAAUAAAAAAACCUUGGGUUACUCAAGAAAUGAUUGAGAAAAUGGAUGAAAGAAGAAAUUGGAAAAAUAUAAAUAAUGAAAAAGGGAGAAUGAUGUACAAGAAGCUAAAUAAUGAAUUGAGGCGUGAAACUGGAAAAGCUAGAGAAGCUUGGUUAAGUAAGGAAUGUGAGGAAAUCGAAGAACUGAACAAAAAAGGCAGAUAUGAUCUAUCAUACAAAAAAGUCAAAGAACUAACAAAUGAUCGCACCCACCAAAUUCUGAGUAUUGAAGACAAAGAUGGAAAAGCACUUUUAACCCCAACUGAUAUAAUGGGCCAUUGGAAAGAAUAUAUUGGAGAUCUCUAUGGAGAGAACACCAAACCUAAAGAGUUAAAAUUGGAAAAAUCUUCUCAAAUAGCUAAUGAUGAAAGAGGACCUAUUAUCAUGAAAGAUGAAGUUGGAUUGGCAAUUAAAGAAUUGAAAAACAAAAAGUCAGAAGGAGUAGAUGGAAUACCAGCUGAAUUUCUAAAAGGGUUAGGCAAGGAAGGAAUCGAGAAAAUAACAGACUUAUGCAAUCUCAUAUAUAAAACAGGAGAAUGGCCUGAAGACUUUGCUCAAAAAAUGAUUGAGAAAAUGGAUGAAAGAAGAAAUUGGAAAAAUAUAAAUAAUGAAAAAGGGAGAAUGAUGUACAAGAAACUAAAUAAUGAAUUGAGGCAUGAAACUGGAAAAGCUAGAGAAGCUUGGUUAAGUAAGGAAUGUGAGGAAAUCGAAGAACUGAACAAAAAAGGCAGAUAUGAUCUAUUAUACAAAAAAGUCAAAGAACUAACAAAUGAUCGCACCCACCAAAUUCUGACUAAUGAUGAAAGAGGACCUAUUAUCAUGAAAGAUGAAGUUGGAUUGGCAAUUAAAGAAUUGAAAAACAAGAAGUCAGAAGGAGUAGAUGGAAUACCAGCUGAAUUUCUAAAAGGGUUAGGCAAGGAAGGAAUCAAGAAAAUAACAGACUUAUGCAAUCUCAUAUAUAAAACAGGAGAAUGGCUUGAAGACUUUGCUCAAAGUAUUUUGAUACCUAUACCAAAGAAAGCAAAAGCUAAAAAGUGUAAAGACUCUACAACAAGGCUGAAACAUUUCUAUGUGAAGAACAAUUUGGAUUCAGAAAAGGAACAAGGCCUCUUGAGAACAAUCUGUGAAAGAAACAUUGAGAUAAAAAUUUAUUAUUUCUUUUUUUUAACAGAAACUGGUCUUACUACCAAAAAGAAGAGAGGACUCAAAGGCAAAAAUAGAAGCCCUUUUGAUGGUGUUCUUGUGUCCCAGCUAUUGGCACAAAGGGAUAAAUUAGGAUUAAGAAGAGACAAAAAAGAUGAUAUUCACUCCAGAGUACCUUCAGUAUCUAACCAUUUAUCUGAAGCUCAGGGAUUACCCACUGUUCAUACUGAAAAUACAUCACUUCAGACCACUACAUUAUCAGAGAACACAAAACAAACUCUGUCAGAGUACAAUCAAGAAAAUGUUUUACAUUCAAAUGUUAGUGAGUCAAAUAAUUUAACUGGACAAUAUGAAAUGGUUAAUACAUGGGGAAUUACAGAUAAUGAUUAUAAAAGAUCAGAUUCAUCAGGAUGUACAGAUGGUACCAUGCAUAACCGAACCUCACACGUAACUGUACAAGUAACUUGUUCAAGUGUAUGCGGUAGUCAGUCUAACUGUUUGAAACAAGUUCUUUCUACAAAUAGUUUAUCUUCAGUGGAAACGGAGUCAUUACAAAAGAAUGUAGAUCACAAUAGAUUACUAUACACAAAACCUACAGCUGCAUUACCUAAUAAUAAUAAUAAUAAUAAUACUUCUCAUAAUAUCAGACCUUGUCUUCAACAACAGCCUUAUUCUUCUCCUCAGUCAUUAUUUUCAUCCAGCAAUAUUGUUGCAGGAAGCAUAAAUUGCAUAAGUGGAAAUUAUUCAAAUCAACCAUCAACUGGACAUAUAUUCAGUUCACAGCUGCAAAUCAAUCAAUGUUUAGGUCUCAAUGGACAACUUCCAUGUGGUAUGUUAUCUUCACUGUCACAACAAAUUUGCUCUGCCAGUGUUCCAUUUCGUGUGGAUAGUUCAAAUGUUAUUCCCUUAACAAAUACUUUAUUUGCUGGAAGUAAUAGUAUUAAUACUACAAAUUCUAAUAUUACAGUGUCACCUCAAGCAGGAUUGCAAGGAGUUACUGUUGGAAAUAUUCCUUCACCACAGGCAUCAAAUAUCUGUGAAGUUGAAACUGUUUCAUCCAAACAAAAAAUGAAAAAAAUAGUUAAAAAUAAAGUAGGGAAGUUUGGAUGCAUGUUAGAUCGUACUUCUCCUUGUCCGAAUGUUGAUGUUAGACAGAUACCUCCUGAGCAUCAUCGCCCUCCUCCUGAAGCAAUAGCAGCUAUCACUGGAGUAAAUUCUUCACUCCAUUCAGGGCAAAAUUCAAUUCCUACUCUACUUUCUGCUGGUAAUAAUUUAAAUUAUCAACGUAAUUAUACUACAGAUAGUCAUUAUACUUUAAAUUGUCCUGUUACAUCAAAUGUUGUAGGAUUAUCUACACAACCUUGCAGAACAGAGGUUGAAAAUAAUUUUAUUGAUUCAAUAAGUAAGACUGUAGAAACAUCGCAAUCUGCUGUGAAUUCAACAUCAUUUAUUCACAAUGCAAAUGCAUUAAGUUGGCCAAAAUCUCUUUCAAGCACAUCUAUACCAAUUCAAGAUUCUAUUACAAGCAGCCAACAAACUAAAGGACAGUUGUUUCCUUAUCCAAACUGUGCCACAGUUAUGAGUAAAACUAAUAACACUCCUGUUCAUAGUUAUAAUAAUAUUCCACUGAAUGUACAAAUGGCAAAUAAUGUACAAACAACUUCAAAUAAUCCAAUUUUGAAUCGCAAUCUCUCUAACUAUGAAAAUCAGAGUGUGUUAAGUCAUACCCGAAAUCUUUCAGUAUCAAAUGCUGAAAGCAUGACUUUAAUGAACAAUUCAGUUUGCACUAAUACUAAUGGAAAUAAUUAUCAGAUAAAAUCACCAACACAAGAGUGUAAUAAAAAUUCUUCCUCCACUUCAUUAUUACACACAUAUAGUAAUCCCAAUGGGGUGCCUUCCCAUUCAUCUUCCAUGUCAUCUCUCAUUCUGCCUGUAACAAGCAAUAAUAUCAUUUUCACCUCAUCAUUAAAUGUUCCAAAUUCUUCUGGAUGUCCAUCUGUGACUUCAGUUAAUCAGAAUUUACUUGGCUUCCCUGUAACAUCAGUUGCAACUCAAACAGGUCAAAAUGCAACUGCACCUCUUCCACCUGCAUCUGUGAUGGCCUGUUUUCAGCAGCCAAGACCAGGUUUAACAAUAAAUGCACAACAGUCUGUAUUAUAUAAUGGUACUACAAAUCCAAGUGCAAGUAAUCACAAUAAUUGUGGUCCAGCAGCAACAAAUUUAUUUAUGCCUGCUACAUCUUUGUCAGGUAUAGAUGGUUCAACAGGAUCAUUACGGCCUUCAAUAUUACAGCAAAGUGUUUCUCCCGGUUUUCUUGUACAACAAGUAUUAAGUCAAAAAGUUUCUUCAGAUUAUCCUGCUGGUAAUGUAUUAUCAUCAGCAGCAAGAGCACAAGUUGUGCAGCAAGUAAGUGGAAUGGUUCUUCCAGCACCACAGUCAGGAGCAUCAUCAUCAUCUCAGCAAGUUCUUUUGGCACCCACACAAAUACGAAUGCCAGGAAAUAACAAUUUAAGUUCCCUUAUUACAAUGCUUCCAACAGGUGGAACUAGUGGUUCAGUUGUAACGGGAACCCAAGUUCUAGCCUCUCCAGCACAACAAAUGGUAAUUCAAGACAGUGUGAGACCAAAUGUUGUCAACCCUCAACAACAAUUAUUACAAAAUAAUUGUUUUAUAAUGGGACCUUCGCAACCUACUUUUGUAGCUCGGCAUCCGCAGACUCUUGUUGGACCUUCACCAGGACAGGUAACAUGUCAUACAAAUAUGCCUCUUUCUGUGUCUGGUAAUGGUUGUGGUGGAAUUCUGUAUAAUUCUCAUCAUGAUCCUACUUUAGUAAAUUCAUCAUCACUUGUUGGAUCUAUUUAUCAGAAAAAUCAUGAAUCUAAUGAAGUAAUACAGCAUGUAGUUAAUGGAUCAGAAACACAAGCCACAAUAAUAGGAAAAGAACAAAAUGUAAAUGGUAAUUAUCAGUCUGAUCAUUCACCUAGCAGAAGAUCAAUAGUACAGUCUGUUGAAGAAAGUGAAAAUGGGCAUUGUUUAUGGGCAGGAAAUCAGGCUUCUGGAACAAAUAUAAAUACUUUAAAUAAUCAAGUUACAAAUGGUGUACUUAAUCAUGCAUCAACAUCUGCAAAAGGUGGGUCAGUGCCUUCAAAUAUUUCUGGUCAAACUCUUCUGUCUAGUUGUGGCCCUGUUUUAUUAAAUGAUACAACAGGUCAUUCACAAUCAUUGACAGUGUCAAAUAUGACUAAUGUAAUUCCUAUGAUGGGAGGACAGUGUGCUAUAAAUUCUCCAAUGCCACCACUUUCUGUUCCCAAUGUAACAGCUGUUACCACCUCAAUGACUCAAGUUAUUCCUGCUGUUGGAAUUGCUCCACAAAUUUUGGGCCAGCCAGUGCAACCGGUUGUUCAAGUGAUAAAUGCUGUUCCCUUCAAUUCUAUGCAAAAUGCUGUUCUUGUAUCUGGAGGUCCUAAUAUUCUUUCUCAAACUGUAAGACUUGAUGCUCUGCAACCAGCUCCAAUGGUUGGAGCAUCUCCUGCAUCCAAUAUUUUUAACAGUGUUAUUUUACCACCUAGCUCUAUGACAUGUGUUCAAACAUCUCAAAUGGCAGCAUCAGUUUCAGUUAAUUCUCAACAAUCUGCUUUACCUGUAACAAAUCAUAAUGAUGAUGGUAGAAAUGCUACUGAUAUUGCAGCAGAAGCAAGAGCAACUCCUGGGUCAAAUUCUUCAUGUAGUACCCCAUUAUCAACAUCUAGUUCUACACCUGUACCUGUAAAUGAUGCCACACAAACUAUUUUAAACCAAGGUAAUUCACCGACAAGUAGAAAAAGAAAUCGUGAUGGAAAAAGAAAAAUGACAAGUCAAACUGUUGCAUCAAUGUUACAGUUGGGAAAUCAAGUAUCACCAGUUGUAGUUCCUGGAAUUUCUGGAUCUGGACCUCAGCAACAGUUUUUGCAACAACCACUGCUUCAUACAGUUACCGUCCUACCAUCUUUACAAGGUCAUCAGCCACGCCAAGUAAUUCAUCAACAAGUAGUUAAUUACAGCAGCAUCACUCCUGUUGGAGGACAUCAGCUUCUUACUACUGGUCUUGCCAGUCCUCUAGGAAUUGUUCAACCAUUAAAUAUGCUAGGAGUAACACCAUCAGGUACUACAGUCAUCCAGAAUAUUCCAGUUCAACAAAUGAUGCCUGGUCCACCCUUGCAGUCAGUCACUGUACUACAGGGACCACAUACAGUCAAUCCUAUCCCUCAGGACCAGCAACCAAUGGUAGUUAAUGAUCCUUCAGCAUUAGGGGUCCAACCAACUCACAUCCAUAGUGCCUUUGAUGGUGGUUCUUUGGUUCCUAAUUUGGUUGCAGCAAGUCCUGUUAUUGGUACUGCAGUGGGAGGUCCUGAAGUAUUAGUUAAUGGUACAGUGCAGGCAACACAACCUGUAGCUUCAGUACAACGACAGGCUGUUUCAUCACAACAAUUUGCUUCUGUGAUUCCACAGAUUGUUCCAUCUACAUCUCAAACAGCAACAUCUACAACAAAUACAAGGAAUGUUCAUAUUACAAAAUUAAAUGUUAGUGGUUCCUGUGUGGGAUCAAAUACAAGAUUGAUGAUGAAUUCAGUAUCUUGUGAAACUCCUGUAACAUCACUUUCAUCUUCAGAUUCUGUUUCAGAUAAUGCUGAUAAAGACUGUAAACUUGCAAAACCUAUUGAAGAAGUCUCUUUACAAGCUCGAAGCAUUGGUGUGCAAAGUGGAGAAAUGGAAGAUAAUACAGUUACACAAACUUCUAAUGUAGAAUCUGCUGUUCAUACAACAGAACAAGCAGUUACUAAUUCAGUGAAAGAAAAUAAUCCUGAACAAAAUCUUUCUGUAGAUAAUGGACAAGAAAAAGUUUCUGUAGAUGGAAAUAAUAAAUAUUUUCAGUCUAAUGUAGUAUGCAGUAAUGAAUCUGUGUGGUCUAAUCCAGUCAAUUUAUCAUCAGCCAUUGAGCAAGAAAAAUGUGUUGCAGAAGUUGCUCUUCUUUCAGAAAGAGAAACAACAGUAGCAAUUGAAAAUCAGUCUGAAGUCUCUGAAUCUUCAGUUCAAAAUGCUAUUUCUUCUGAAGAAAAUAAAACUGGUAGAAGUUUAGAAAAUAGUAAUGAAGAUGUUAGUGAUCUUCCAUCUGCUCUUGAUCUUAGUACAGCAAAUCCAUUGAUUCCCCUUUUUGAAGCCAAUAAAGGUAUUGGAUUAUGCAAUGUUGAACAAAUUGAAAGAAAUAUUGAGAAAGAAGAAACUGCUUGUGUAGAUAUUACAGAAGAAUGGAAUAGCACAGCAUUAUCAGAGUUGCCAUCUGAAACAACUGAUAAUGCAGCAGAAAAUGCAUCAACAGCAUCUUCUGACACUUCAGAACAAACAAGUGAUGGUCAUGUAACAAGUGAUUCUGGAGUUGAAUCAAGUCAAGAACCUAUGAAUUUGGCAUGCAACAGAGGAGAGCGAAAUAGUGUGUCUUUAGAGAUGCUUGAUGCAAUACCAGAGACCCUAGUCACAGAGGAUAUUUCUCCUCCUUUUGAAGAUGUUAUUGACCAAGAAAUAGAAGAUGUACAGAAAAAUAGACGUAAGGGUGUAAAAAGACAUUGGAGAGAAAUGCUAGUUCUCUCUCAAGAAGGAAGUAAAGAACAAGAAUCUGAAGAUGAUACACCGAGUUCUCCACCUCUUCCUCCACAACCAAGAACGUUCAAUGUAGGAGAUUUAGUAUGGGGUCAGAUUCGAGGUUUUCCCUCAUGGCCUGGUAAACUUGUAAGAGAAGAUGAAGUGAAAGGAAAUCACAUUAAAACAGAAGCAGGAAAGUUAUGGGUGAAAUGGUUUGGAGAUCAUACUUUCACACAAGUUGAACCUGAGAAACUUAAAACAUUAUCUGAAGGUUUAGAAGCUCAUCAUCGUGCUAGGAAAAAACAUCGAAGAGGACGUAAAAUGAAUACACAUUUGGAAAAUGCUAUCCAAGAAGCAAUGCUUGAAUUAGAUAGACAGACAACAACUUUAGUGAAGGGUUCUUCAGUUGCUUCCCAUUCCCCACCUAUUACUAAUAGCCGAGCAGGGAAAUCUCGGGGACCUAAAUAUCGGAGACUAAGAUAACAAAUCUGUGAAUCUGUACAUGUAUUUAGCGACAACUACUUGUUAUAGCCAUGGUGAUGACUUGUUGACUGAUGUUCUGAGUAACACUUUCUGUGUGCCUCACUUUUCAUUAGAUUAUUAUGAAGAAAUAUCAUUGGCCUGGUGGUUAUCAUAAAUCCAGCAAAAACACUUCUCAGUUAUGCACCUGCAAUUGUUUUUGUUUAUUUGGAAGUUUUAAGAAUGUCUGUUGGCGUUGAAGCUUGUAGUUUAUGGGCCAAUCAUGUGUAUAAAAAAAUCCCUCAUUUUUGUCUGUAUACUCAUCAUGUAAGCACCACAAAGACUGGUGCUGUUGACAGAUUUCUCAACUGCUUAUUGGAUCUUUUGAAGUAUCCAUGAGCAGAUAUCAUCCUUGAGGGAUAUGACAAUAAUUGACAGUGGAGAAACACAAAUCAUUGGACACACCUGUUAUCGCUUAGCUGAGUUAGUUUUGCCAGAUGAAGAGUGUAAAAGUUGACUACUCAUCGAGUGCAGUUGUUUCUGUUUUUAUAAUGCAUAAGCAUAGGGUGAUGCGUCUAUGCUCAAUGUAGUUUAUUUCCCUUAAAUGGAUUCGGUUGUUGACGUUGUGUGUGGAUGUGCUUUGUGCACCCAUUUUUAGCCAGAUGCUCCUUCAGAGAUUAAAACCUUAUGCACUUCAAACCCAUUGUGUGAGUGUCUUUGUUUGCAUGUUAAAAGUUUUGUUAGUACAGUAUAUGGGAAAUACUGGAAUUAAAUUGAAAAUUUUACUGAAACUUAAUAUUGUAUCUUGCAAAAGCAAAAUAUUUUGCAUUAAUUUGAAAUACAAUUAAUAAUGAUCAAUAAACGUUGUUUAGUAUUCCUUACUCUGCCAUACUGAAAAUAAGAUCUACAAAUUA
Centruroides sculpturatus (bark scorpion) is the source of this 10006-nucleotide messenger RNA. RefSeq names its product mucin-17-like. The record is from RefSeq and is a predicted model, not a curated record. The coding region runs from base 633 to 9116 and encodes 2827 amino acids. Lineage: Eukaryota; Metazoa; Arthropoda; Arachnida; Scorpiones; Buthidae. Gene Ontology annotation, molecular function: chromatin binding. The transcript has 12 exons. Gene Ontology annotation, cellular component: chromocenter; nucleus.